Saccostrea cuccullata (small rock oyster) is the source of this 1088-nucleotide messenger RNA. Its product is annotated as nacrein-like protein F. Gene Ontology annotation, biological process: one-carbon metabolic process. The coding region runs from base 55 to 1017 and encodes 320 amino acids. Gene Ontology annotation, cellular component: plasma membrane. The record is from RefSeq and is a predicted model, not a curated record. Lineage: Eukaryota; Metazoa; Mollusca; Bivalvia; Ostreida; Ostreidae. The transcript has 7 exons. Gene Ontology annotation, molecular function: zinc ion binding; carbonate dehydratase activity.
CACAAAGUAACCGAGCAUUUUACAGAGCUACUAUAGAUCUAGCGACAUUUCAUCAUGGCCAGAUAUCUGCUGUUAUUUGUGUUCCUGAAGGUUCUUCUACCAGAUGUAGUCUAUUCCACUCAGUGUUUUGAACCUGAUUGCAACAAAGCAAAAUUUAACUACAAUCCUUUUAGCUGUCUCGCUCCAUCAUCCUGGGCUGCAAUAACACCUUGCUGGUCUACAUGUAACGGUCAACGACAAUCUCCCGUCAACAUUAUCAGAAACCAGGCAGUCUUUCAGUCAAAUCUCCAAAGCUUCAGUUUCAACAUUGGAGUUCAAGACAGGUUUAUGGUCUCCACUCAUAUUAAAGGAUUUAAGACAAGUUACAAAGUGGAGGAAGAUGUAAUUUUGUCUAAAGUGAACCAGUUUGGUCUUAAUGGAAAAUCGUUUAAGUUGGAUUCUUUUCACUUCCACGCUGGGAAAUUUCGUAGCAGUAAGGGAUCGGAACAUUCAUUUGACAAUGAAUUCCAACCCUUGGAGCUACAUUUGGUAUUCUACAACACAGAAUACCCGGAUGUUAAAACAGCUGCUGGUAAUGCAGACGGGUUGCUAGUUAUUGGUGUCAUGGUACAGGUAUAUCCUGGCUUUUCGCUGACACCCUUCCCUGGUUGUGAAAAUGAUUAUAAAAGGACCUUAAGUAACCUUAUGGGUGAAACACUGUCCAGCACUGAAUAUCCUGAUUCCUCGAGCUCUGAAGAAACCGAUUCCGUGGAAUCUUUCACACGCUUAAAGAAUUUAUUGCCAUCCAAUCGGGGAAGCUACUACACCUACCAAGGAUCUUUGACCACGCCUCCUUGCUCCGAGACAGUCACGUGGGUGCUGAUGAAGUGUCCAAUCAUCGUCUCAAAAUCUGCGAUGGAAGCUUUUCAACAACUCGAAAUUUCCAGCACCGGAGAGCGAUUGGGUGUAUACGGAAACCGCCGACCAAUACAAAGAGAUCAACAGAACAAGCCUUUUACAGUGCUAAAAAACUUUUGAUUUUGUUGUAGUUAUCUUCAUUAAUAUAAAUAACACUUGAAAUUAAACAGAUUUUGAUAAAGCAAAAUAAA